Neohortaea acidophila is the source of this 732-nucleotide messenger RNA. RefSeq lists its product as uncharacterized. Lineage: Eukaryota; Fungi; Ascomycota; Dothideomycetes; Mycosphaerellales; Teratosphaeriaceae. The record is from RefSeq and is a predicted model, not a curated record. Gene Ontology annotation, cellular component: nucleolus; nuclear exosome (RNase complex); cytoplasmic exosome (RNase complex). The transcript has a single exon. The coding region runs from base 1 to 732 and encodes 243 amino acids. Gene Ontology annotation, biological process: nuclear mRNA surveillance; rRNA catabolic process; U4 snRNA 3'-end processing.
AUGAGCCCCGAGCUCACAAACCACCCUCUCAUCCGAGCCGACGGCUCAGCAACCCACACGACAUCCCUCUUCACCAUCCUCGCGGCCGUCAAUGGCCCCAUCGAAGUCCAACGCCGCGACGAGCUGCCCGAAGAAGCAGCAAUCGAAGUCAACAUCCGGCCGUGCGCGGGAAUCGGCGGGCCAAGAGAAAGAUGGCUGGAAAGCGUGCUCGCGGCGCUGCUGAAGAGCGUGUUGCUAGUGCAUGCGCAUCCGCGCACGCUGAUGCAGGUCACGUUGCAAGUGCUGAAAGAGCCGAGUAGUGGGGUGCGAGUGCGGCGCAGGCUGGGCGAUGUUGCGGUUCUGCCUGCUUUGGUCAAUGCGGCUUUUGCUGCGUGUGUGGAUGCGGGGUUGCCGUUGGGGCGGACGGUUGUUGCCGGUUUGGCCGUUGUGCGCGAGGAUGGGGACGGUGUUGUCGUGGAUCCGGAUGAGAAGGCGCUGGCGGGGUGUAGGAGUGUGCAUGCGAUGGGGUUCGAUGCGCAGGGGGAGUUGCUGCUGAAUGAAUCGGGCGGGCAGUUUGAACUCAGGCAGUGGCAGGACGUCUUUGAGGUGUUGAAGACUACGGCCGCGGUUGCGAUUGCGCCUACUGGCGAGGACGAAGCUAUGAUGAACGGCGAUGGAACACCUGCACCAUGGUUGAGGCAAGCGUUGGAAGGGAAUGCUAGGGAGGCGGGAGCAUGGCGUGGGGUGGGAUGA